AUCAGUAUGACCAUUAUAAGACAUAGAUAUUGGAAUGUCCCCGUUUUGCCCCAUGGCCCCGUUCUGCCCCACGUUCCCCUACCUUUGUCUUUUACAAUAUAUUUUUUUACUAAGAAGUAAGAACUUGAUUUAGUAAUUCAGUACUACACUACUACAGCACUUUAAAGUUUGAACAUUUAAUACUUUAACACAAUCAUCAAUAAGAACUAAGAACACGACUUAGCAUUACAGCAAGUAAUUAGCUGUUAAUAUAUACAGAUUACAGAAAUUCUUAUAUAUAUUACGGUGUAUAUUUACAGAUUCAGAUAAAAAUGUCCGGUGAUGAUGUAAAUGAUUCUAGUAUGCUUGACGACAUGAGUAAAUUUAAUUUGACAUUUUAUGAAAGCAGUAUCGAACUUUGGAGACUUGAAGAAAUGUGUCGUUUAAAAAUAAAAAGUAUUGAAGAAAUUAAGCAUUCUACUGAACAAGUCGCUUUAGAAAAUAAAUGGAUUGAAAAACAACUGCAUGAUACUAAAUCAAGAAUAGAAGAAGUUAAAGAAGAUAUAGUGAGUAUUGACAACAUUACUAACUCUCUGAAUGAAACAUUAGCUCAUCUAGAAAUCCAACAUAAAAAGAAAGAAUUCACAUUAAAUAAGUUAAAAUGUGAUUAUGAAUUACAGCUGUUUAUAAAAAUGGAAUUGUGGCAAAAAGAAGAGGAACGACUAAAUAAUAUACCUGAAGUUAAAUUAUUAAAAAUUGCUGAUUGUGAACUAAAAAACACAAAAUUAGAAUAUGAAAAAUUGUUGAUAAAUCUACAAAAUUUAGUUGAAAAGAUUGACAUAGCUACAAAUGAAAAUGAUAAAAAACGAAAUCAUAUCAUUGUAGAAUAUUCCAAAGCUUAUUUUGAAAUGCUAUCUUUAAAUAAGAGAGAAAAAAACUGUAAAAAUCGUUUAAGGAGAUUGAAUGAAGAAUAUAAUGAAAAAUGUUGUGUGAAAAAUGAACUUCUUGAACACCAAAAUAAGAAAAUAACUAAGCAAUUGUUUUGGUCAUAUACUCCCAGCACAAUUGACUCAAACAUUUUUGAUAUGAAAUUUGAUUUAUUGAAUCAAGUUCUAAAAGAUGAUAUAAAUAUUCAGAAUUCAAAAUUAAAUAAACCGAAGAAAAAUGUAACUUUUCUUUUAUCUCCUGAGGAUAAGAUAUCACUUAAAACAAAUGAUGAAAAUGUAAAUAUUUGCAAAAACUUAAAUAAAUUUGCAGUUGAAGACAAUGAAAACUUAAGUACAAAUUCUUCACAGUUAAAAAAUAUUCUUAAUGUUGAAGAUGUGGAAGAGAAUAUUAUUCAAUUUACAAAAAAAGAUUUAAUAGAAUCAGAAAAAAUGGAUUUUGAGAACAAUGAUAAACAUAUAGGUGAUGAUGAUGAUCUAAAUUCUCAUAUCAAUAAAUGUAAAACUAGUGAUGUACUAUCAGAUAUUAAAUUUAAAAAAUCAUUCAAUUCGUUGCAAGAUAGAAGUAUAAUGAAUUCAAAGAUUUUUCAACCAAGUAAAAUGAAGACAAACAAGAACAUAAAUAUGAAAAAUAAUUUUAAUCAAGAAAAACUUAUAUCAUUGAGUUUAUCAACGAAUAGUAAUAAUCAUUAUAAUAAAAAUAGUCAUCUGACUGAUAAAGACCAAUCACAGAAAUUAAAUACUUUGAAAUCUAUGAAACACUCAAAUUUAGAAAAUCUUAAUUCUGAUAAUAUCAACAUAUAUAAUGAUUUAUCUCAAUUAUCACAUGAAAAUGUAUCUAAUGAUCAAAACAAAGAGUUAUCUGAUACAUUUUGGAACUUUUGUGCAGAGCCGAUAUUGGAAAAUAGUGGAAACAGCAGUUUUUGUGGGUCAGAUUUGUCUGAAUUAUUUGAAAAUUCUUAUGAUAUUAAUCAAUUGCAAGAUAAUACACAAUUCAAUUUUUUAAACUCUUUUAACAACAACUCAGAUGUAACUCCUGAAUCAAAUUUCCAAAGAAUAAAAAUACCACAACAAUCAGGAAAUUUUAUGUUUCAACCUUCACAAAGUGAAUCAUCUGAAAAAUUAACUAUUGAUAAGAAUACAUCUAUUAAUGAAGCAACAUUUAGUGCCUCCAAUGAUUUUAUUAAACCUAAUAAACAACAUUUUUUGUCACCUGAUCAAUUUAAAUUCAAUUUUUUGUAAAAAAAAA
Messenger RNA from Melanaphis sacchari, 2172 nucleotides. RefSeq names its product protein PFC0760c-like. Lineage: Eukaryota; Metazoa; Arthropoda; Insecta; Hemiptera; Aphididae. The record is from RefSeq and is a predicted model, not a curated record. The transcript has 13 exons. Bases 312 to 2165 code for a protein of 617 amino acids.